GGAUGGUGACUCCAGCACUGCCCUGGGCAGCCUGUUCCAAUGCCUGACAACACUUUCUGGGAAGAAUGAUCUCCAGAGGUCCCUUCCAACCCCAACCAUUCUGUGAUCCUGUAUCUUGCUGCUAUGAAAAGUUCUUUCAAGUCUUGUGAAACACGAAGUUGGAGCAGCACGUGGCCGAUGUGUCUGUGAGAAGUCCAGCAGCAGAGGUUCCUGGAUGUUUCCUUAACUUACCUAAACAAGCCAAACAUUUGUAGGUGGUAAAAAGACAAAGGAAACAAGCAGAAAACCCGGGUUUGUGCCACACAUGUGCUUUUAAUGUGCAGAGCGAGAAGACACGCUGGCCUGGGACCUUCUCAUGGGAGCUUGUGGGUGUGUUGUGCCAACUGAAAUAAAGCAAAACCAACGCCAUAAAUGAGGGCAAGCAAGUGUCCUGUGAUGAAGCUUCUCUGCUGAGAAAUAGGAGCUGUCUGGAAACCAGCUAGGAUGGGUGCAGGAGUGGAACUCAGCUAGAAAAGUAAAGUGAGCUUAGGAAAAUACAUUGCUUUGGCCUUUAUUUGUAUCUUACUGGUGCUGCCAGGUCUGCCAGCAUUAAAACCUCGUUUUAGAUUGUAAAACAAAUAGAAGGAAACGAAAAUAACUGAUCUUUAAAGAGCCGAGGUGGAGGUAAAAAAGGAGAUAAACAGAAAAAUCAAUGUUAUCAGCAACCCAGAAACGAAUUUUCAAAUACACGUGUUUAGUGGGGCAAGCAGUCUGAAUCUUGUCGCAGUGUAAAUCAUUACCUUACCUACAGAAAAAGAGGAAAAAAAGCCAGAGUAUCAAAACAUUUAAAUAACGCGCAUGCACUUUAAGUAGCUAUCUGAAAGUUAGAAAUGCUAUAUGACUGCAUGACUUCUAAGAAUAAAAAUGUAAAAAAAAAUGUAGCGACUUUAUUUUCUUUUUAAAUCUAAAUGUUGAAAUAAAACAUCACUGCUAUUGCUCUGGCAUACCUGUGGGUUGCUGCUCCGUGUGUGGGUGUUGCCAACAAAGGUCCCAUCCCUUGGGGCCAACCUACUGGUUUUAUAAUAAGACUUUUCAAGGUAACAUCAUUAUGAAUAUUCCUUUUUUUCCUGUCGCACCAUCUCAAUCAGGUAUCGGUUUGUCAAACCCUGUCUGCAAAAGUACGCUAAGAGCUGCCUUGGUUUCUCCUGCUGUGGUAGGACGUGACUAUCUCAAAAGUUAAUCUUAAAAAGGCACCAUGUGUUUGUCCUGACAGCUCUUGGUUGGUACUUGUGAAAUAUUCUCAGUGAUUCAUCUUUGGUUGUGCCACCAUGAAAGAAAAACGCUCUUUUCUUUGUACUUGGAAAUAAAGUAGUAGAAGAAGCAGGAAGUAUGUGUGAUUUGUAAUCCUAUAAGUGCUCAGGAAACAUACAGUGUUAAAUAUAUAUAUGUGUGUGUGUGUAUACUUAGAUUUUUCCUUUGCAGACCUUGCUAAGCAUAUGGACUUACACAGCUGGAUAUUUAAUAGUCUUAGACAACUGGGUGUUGAAUGACCCAACCAGAGCUGGAGGUUCUGCAAAUAAUCCAUUCCUGUCUGACAGCUUCCAGAACAUGGUUGCCGUGGAUUUUAUCUUUAUUAAAGGAACUAUUUCUCUGGUUUUCUCUGAAGACCUGCAGUGUCUCCAGUAAUUCAGUCUUCAUUGGAAAGUGUUGUAGCUAUUGCUGAUCAUCUAGAUUUGUAUUCCUGAAUCAGCCCCACUAGCUGAAAAGAAACUUUCUGGCCCAUGUGGCUCCUUGGAAGGCUUCUCCAUGUGUCUUUAGAUCCUCCAAAUCAGAACUCAAGCCAAACCUACCCAGUGAUGGAGUUGUCUGUGCUCCCCUUCAAACAUUCACCCAAGAGGAAACAAUGCUGAAAAAUAUGGUGACAAAAUUUGCUCAGGAACGAGUUGCACCUUUGGUGCAAAAAAUGGAUGAGAAUUCGAAAAUGGAAGACUCUGUAAUACAGGGAUUAUUUGAACAAGGGCUGAUGAGUAUUGAGCUUGAGGAAGAAUAUGGAGGAACUGGAGCUUCCUUUUUUUCAAUCAUAUUGGUGGUAGAAGAACUGGCCAAAGUUGAUCCAGCUGUAGCUCUUCUAUGUGAACUCCAAAACACACUAACAAAUAAGUUGUUUACCACGUAUGGAACAGAAGAACAAAAGAGAACUUACUUGCCCAGAGUGGCUAAAGAUACAAUAGGCAGUUUCUGUCUUUCGGAGGCUGGAUCCGGCAGUGAUGCUUUUUCUUUGAAGACUCGGGCUGAAAAGAAAGGAGACUAUUAUAUCAUCAAUGGCUCAAAGAUGUGGAUUAGCUUAGCAGAACACGCAGGAGUUUUCUUUGUGAUGGCAAAUACAGAUCCGUCCUUAGGAUACAGGGGAAUUACGUGCUUCAUAGUGGAUCGCAACACAGAGGGACUACAUGUAGGGAAGAAGGAGGACAAGCUUGGAAUCAGAGCGUCUUCUACCUGCCCAGUAAUGUUUGAAAAUGUUAAGGUUCCUGAGACAAAUAUCCUGGGACAGGUUGGACAAGGCUACAAGUACGCGAUUGGAAUGCUAAAUACCGGCAGAAUAGGUAUUGCUGCACAGAUGUUAGGACUGGCACAGGGAUGUUUUGACCAUACAAUUCCCUAUACAAAGGAGAGAGUCCAGUUUGGGAAAAGCGUGUUCGAUUUCCAGGGGAUGCAACACCAGAUCGCUCAGGUGGCCACGCAGCUGGAGGCGGCGAGAUUGCUGACCUACAACGCAGCCCGGCUGGUGGAGACAGGGAGGCCGUUCAUCAAGGAGGCCAGCAUGGCCAAAUACUACGCUGCCGAGGUUGCAACACUGACAACUAGUAAAUGUAUUGAGUGGAUGGGUGGCGUUGGAUUCACAAAGAAUUAUCCAAUAGAAAAGUACUAUCGGGACUGCAAGAUAGGUACAAUAUAUGAAGGAACUUCAAAUAUCCAGUUGAGCACCAUUGCAAAAAGCUUAGCACAGGAGUACUGAAACCAGAAGGACUUCCUGACUGUAAACAGAAAUUAUUUCACUGAAUAUUUAUUGUGAAUUACACAUUUAUUUGUAAUUUAAAAAAUCAUAAAAAAGAAUGCAUCAUCACAGACAGAAUUGUAAGGAAAACCAUGAAUUCCCCAUUUCAGGACACCAAGUGUGUAAUUCACGUUUCUGCCUGAGACAUUUGUAAGCCAAGACAUUGGCUGAAAUUAUUUUGUAGCAGCACAUAAUGUUACACAGUGUGUCCCCACUUUGAGAUUUCAAAGUGAAAACAAAAGAAGCCGAAUCCUUGGCUUGCCUGAUGUGAGAGGGUCUGUUAAGCCACCGGGGAGGACAGAUUCCACACGUGAAGUGGGACUUUUGCACGGCGUGAAGCUGCUGUUUGUUCAGGGUGCCCGUUAUCAGCGUGGGGUGCAGGAGAGGUACGUGGGAAGAGACAGAAAUGAUGGUUUCCCCUCUCCCAGGUGGAGCGAUAUCUGUGGAGCCGCUGUGAUUGGAGUCAUUUUUAUAGCAGCCUUUAGCGUCUUCUUAAGUAUAUCUUGGUAAUUAAGCCCUUCCAGCCCCAAUUUGUAGUACUGAAAGGUGGAUAAUAUCUACCUCCCUUUCCAGCCUUCUCAGCUCUUAAGGGUUUUAAUCUAAGAGACUAUUUAUAGUUCUCCUUUCAUAAAAGGUUGAGUUGAAAUCUUUGUGAAACGGGGUUAAAAAAGCUCUUGUAGUUCUGCAAAAAAGACAGAUAUGAGCUAGGUAACAGGAAUGCUGUGGUACUACCUCACAGUGGCCUAUCUUCAAUGCAUUUUACAAAUUUGAAUCCUCAGAGCCUUCCUGGGAAUUAGGGAGGGACUAGAAAAGCCACUCAUGUAAGUUACUGUUCUCUACAAACAGAGCAAAGUUUUUCUCCUUUUGAGAGGGAUGGGCAGUGAGAAGUGUUGGCUUUUUUUGUCCCUCUGUUUACUUUAAAAUUAGACAUUUUAUUUACUGCAGAAACCUCUUUAGUGCUGGAGAACUAAUUAACUGAGAAUCAAGAGACGGAAAGCUUCAUACGUGAAAAAUUAUUAUAAUUGCUGUAAUUGGCAAUUUGUUUCAAGUGUUUGUGGGAGGGGAAGAUUGGUUUUCUGAUUUUGGCUAACUUAGAAGAAUCUCCUUUUUAAAGCUUGGCAGUCACUGAUGAUUCACUUCAAGUGGAGCUUAAAAUGUUACAGUGCCAGGCUCCCAAAGGAUUUUUUGGCAAAACUGGGGUUAAUUACAAAUAUGGUUUUGUAAAACAGACUACAGUGCCUUAUACAAAGAAACAAGCAAGGAAGAAAAGCACAAAGAGUUUUCUGACUUGCUGUCAGCUUCAAAGGGAAAUAACUACUUUAGUUAAUCACUCCCCCCACAUCCGCACUCUGCCUGUUGAUAGGCGAAAAAUUAAUGUGGUAAUUGUCUUUAUGCCAGUUUAAAAAGCUCCUCCCAUAUCACUUGGAUCAACAGCUUUGAGAUGUUCAAAUAUACAAGAGCAGGAGGGUAAGCUAGAUGAUUUCUGAAGUUCUCUUCUAGCCUGGUUAUUAUGAUUAUGAUUACAAUUAAUAUAUUUCAGGCUGUUUGCAGGCUUUCUUUCAGCUGAAUUGAAAUGACUGAGGAGGUCAUUAGACUAGAACGAAGACUACAGACUCCACAAUGGUUAACUACAGUUGUUCUGCUCAGCACGGUCUAUCUGCGAGUCUAAAAUGAUGAUAACCACACUACAAAAUGCUUGAGUUGAUGAACACGAUGUGUUGUGCUGAUGGGAGGUGCAGUCCAUAGCUGCCACAGUUUAUCCUGCUUUGCUAACAGGUUUUGAUUCCCACUGUUUAGUAGGUCUCCUAGUUCGAGGUACUGUCUUAACGUGGCUUCUGCAGUUUUGUGUGAGGCUGGGAAGUGAGUGGCAAUAUUUAACUGACUUAAUAUAGUGCUAAAAGCAAACUCUUUAUGGAGUAAAGUGCAAAGCUCUUUGAAGGAUUGUUGAGGCUGGAUAUCCAGGAUUAUGUAAAAGGACUUUCUCGUUGUGUAGAACUGUGUCAGGUAUCCAUUUGAAAAAAUAAUUGGGGAAGAAGUCAAAAUAAUGUGAUUUCCUACAAUCUGAACACAGAUCCCAUAGUCCAGGAAACAACUGAACAGCUUCAGGAGCUACUCAACAGUUCUUAGGAAAGCAAGGUCAAGCCUUUAACUAAUGUUACAGCUGUAAAUAUUUCACAUCUCUCAGUUCUGUAUUCUGUACGCAAUGACUUUGGAAACAAAUGCAUCUAACUUUUGAAAGAAAUGUAUUUAUUGUAUUUGAUUUUUGUCUACAAAAUUCUGUGGAGGAGUAUGCGCACAAAUUAACCACUGAGUUUCUGUCAUCGUUGUUUGAAAAGGGCACGUACCACUGACUCUGGGAAGAGUUCACUUGUUUCUGGGCUAAUGACAGGACUCAAAGACGCUUUAGACACAAGAUGUAUUUCUAUUAGAGAAUUUUCCCUUUAUAUGCCCUUAGUCAGCCCAGUCAAUGUGGUGUAUUGCCCUGGAACAGCAUCUUCAGUAUCAAACGUUGCAUCUGGCUUCCCCGGUUAGAAGAAAAGACCUGUAUUGAGAAUGUAUUUAAAAGUGCCUGAAUUUGAUAUUUGACUUGAUAUGAUGCUAAUCUUGUAUAUCAGGUGAUGGUUCUCUAAUAAUCUGUCAUUUAACAUUUUUCCCAGAUCUUGCUGGUUUUGUAUUGGGAGAGAAUGACUACAUCAUCUCUCAGGUUACUUUAAUAUUAUUCUGGUUUGUGGUAAGUUCUGAGGCAGAUUUCCACAGAAAGGUUUGAUCGCUACUUGGGAAAUACUCAAAUACAACAUUUUAUACGUUG
This is a messenger RNA of Columba livia (rock pigeon), 5843 nucleotides long. It is a transcript of the gene ACADSB, whose product is annotated as acyl-CoA dehydrogenase short/branched chain. Gene Ontology annotation, molecular function: acyl-CoA dehydrogenase activity; flavin adenine dinucleotide binding. The transcript has 11 exons. Bases 1883 to 2995 code for a protein of 370 amino acids. Gene Ontology annotation, cellular component: mitochondrion. Lineage: Eukaryota; Metazoa; Chordata; Aves; Columbiformes; Columbidae. The record is from RefSeq and is a predicted model, not a curated record.